Molecule: messenger RNA, 1128 nt
Organism: Fusarium graminearum PH-1
Lineage: Eukaryota; Fungi; Ascomycota; Sordariomycetes; Hypocreales; Nectriaceae
Exons: 1
Coding region: 1-1128 (375 amino acids)
Source: RefSeq, a predicted model, not a curated record
AUGCCUGCACUGUUGGAGAACUUUACCCAGCUCGAAUCAUUUUACGUCAACGUUUCCAGCACGGAUUGCCAGAAGUCGAGCCUACAAUGGUGCACGUCCGAUUUGGUAAAUCACUACCGAACAGAAACGUACGAAAGACAGCCUGGUCUGGGAGAAGACUUGCAGUUCCUAUGGUGUUGGCCCGAUUUGGAGAGACACCCCGACUUUGCAAAGUAUCAGAUCAACAGAGAUACAUGGGACAAUCUACCAUAUCCGCUUGGCGGAAGUCUGGAGGAAAGAGGGAUCAAGGCUUGGCCUAUGGUUGCUUUCGAGUUUGAGCGUGGACUGCGGAGGUUCGAGUUGCUACAAACACUUGGACCUGACUUUGGCGACGACAGCGACUCGGACGAGGAAGAGGAUGACGACGACGACGAAAAUGGACCGGAUCUAGACCAAUACGAAAGUGACGGAAUUGACGAUGACGAGAUUGUGGAGAGGUAUGAAGAUUCAGACGAUGAGGGCAUCUCAUUAGCCAGUGGAUCACCGGCACCUACUCGACAAAUCCACCAAAUUUCCGACGACGAGGAUGAUGAAGAUGGUGAGGGAGCCAACUUUUCCGAACCAGAACCCGAGCCAGAGUCUGCGCCUGUGCAGCGUGGUCGCAAACGUCGCGUGGUUUCAGACUCGGAUGACGAAGAAGAUGACGAUGUCCAGCCUUUGACAAAACGCGCUAGAGUCAUCGUUGAUUCCGAUGAUGAAGACGACGAACCACAAGUUUCUCAACCAGAGCGAAGUCAAAAGCGGCCAAGGACGGUGGUAUCCGAUGACGAAGAUGACGAUGAUCAAGGCGGCGUCUCAAGACAAGACUCGGACAACGGAGGAGACUCCUCCAGCAGCGAAGAAGAAAGUGAAGAGUCGGAUGAAGAAGACGCGCCACCCGCGAAGCUAUCUUUGGCAGAACGUCUACGUCUCCACCGCGAAGAAAACCCUGUCGACAACGAGGAUUCAGACGAUGAUGCCAGCAGCAGGACUGCAGAUGAAGACAGCGAGGACGAAGAGGACGACGAUGAGGAGCGCAACCCAUUCAUGAUGGGCAUGGCCGAUGAGUCCGACGGAGAAGGAGAAGAUUACGACGAGGAUGAUUACUGA